This is a messenger RNA of Columba livia (rock pigeon), 2919 nucleotides long. RefSeq names its product polo like kinase 3 (gene PLK3). Gene Ontology annotation, biological process: Golgi disassembly; protein phosphorylation; mitotic spindle organization. Gene Ontology annotation, molecular function: ATP binding; protein serine/threonine kinase activity; protein binding. NCBI's taxonomy places the organism in Eukaryota, Metazoa, Chordata, Aves, Columbiformes, Columbidae. The coding region runs from base 99 to 2051 and encodes 650 amino acids. The record is from RefSeq and is a predicted model, not a curated record. The transcript has 15 exons. Gene Ontology annotation, cellular component: nucleus; spindle pole; centrosome.
GGGGCGGCGGCAGCAGCUCGCGGCGGCGGGGCCACGUGCGCGGGGCCCGGCGGUGGCGGAGCAGCCCCGCGGAGCCGCCUCCUUCUCCCGCGCCCGCCAUGGAGCCCGCCGGCCUCUUCCCCCCGUUCCCCGCCGCCUGCCUCCCCGCACAGCCCGCGCCCGCCCCGCCGCCCGCGCCCCGCGCGGCCGAGACCACCCGCAUCAUCACCGACCCCAUCUCCGGCCGCUCCUAUUGCAAGGGGCGCCUGCUGGGAAAGGGUGGGUUUGCACGAUGCUAUGAAAUGACAGACCUCUCCAGCAACAAAACCUAUGCUGUGAAGGUCAUUCCUCACAGCCGGGUGGCUAAACCCCACCAGCGGGAGAAGAUCACCAAUGAGAUCGAGCUGCACCGGGACUUGCACCACAAGCACAUUGUCAAGUUCUCCCACUACUUUGAGGACAUGGAGAGCAUCUACAUCUUCCUUGAGCACUGUAGUAGGAAGUCCCUGGCCCACAUCUGGAAGGCCCGCCAUACUCUGCUGGAACCAGAAGUACGCUAUUACCUCAAACAGAUCAUCUCAGGAUUGAAAUACCUUCACCUCAAGGGCAUCCUGCACAGAGACCUCAAGCUAGGCAACUUUUUCAUCAAUGAAAACAUGGAGCUGAAAGUGGGGGACUUUGGGCUAGCUGCUUGCCAGGAUAUCUCUGACCAGAAGAAAAAAACAAUAUGUGGGACCCCCAACUACUUGGCUCCAGAAGUGUUGCUGAGGCAGGGCCAUGGGCCGGAAUCAGAUGUGUGGUCUCUGGGCUGUGUCAUGUACACCCUGCUGUGUGGGAACCCUCCCUUCGAGACCUCUGACCUCAAGGAGACCUACAGGUGUAUCAAGCAGGUGGAGUACACCCUCCCUGCCUUCCUCUCCUUGCCGGCCAAGCACCUCAUUGCUGGCAUCCUCAGACGCAACCCCCAGGAUCGUCUCACCCUUGAGGAGAUCUUGGACCAUGAGUUCUUCAAGGGCUACACGCCUGAGAAGCUCCCUCCCAGCAGCUGUGUGAUGGCUCCAGAGCUGAGUCCCCCCAACCCAGCAAAGAGUCUGUUUGCUAAAGUCACCAAGACACUCUUCGGGAAGAAGAAACCUAAGGCCAAGAAAGGCUCUCUGGAGGACAAGGAUGACAUCUCCAAGCUGGUUACUGGGCUGAUGAAGACCUCGAUCUGCAGGCAGAUGAGUUAUAAAACUGUGGAAGGGAAUGAGGCCACCCGUGUAUCGUGCCGCAGUGCCAGCUCCAGCCCUGUGGAGACAGUGAUGGAGGAGACAUCUCACAAGUCUGUGUCCCCCUCCAUCCGGGGGACGAUGGCCAGCAGCUGUGAGGCCUGUCAUCUUCUCUCCACAGCCUUUGAAGACUGCAUCACCACCUCUGCCAUCAUCGAGUCGGCUGUCCGACUCCUGCGGACCUGCCUCUCCUCCAUGCCCCCAGCGGAGAAAAAUCCAGCUUCCCUGGCCCGUCACGAACACUUUGUUUGGGUGAGCAAGUGGGUGGAUUACUCCAACAAAUAUGGCUUUGGCUACCAGCUCUCCAACCGCAGCAUUGGGGUCCUCUUCAACAACGGCACACACAUGAUACUUUCCCCCAACCACAGGACUGUGCAUUACAACCAAACAAACAGCAAGCACCUUGUGUUCUCUGUGGCCGCCAUCCCCGAACAGUUGCAGGGACAGAUGAGUGUCUUGCGCUACUUUGCAUCCUACAUGGAGCAGCAUCUCAUGAAGGGAGGUGACUUGCCCAGCAUAGAUGACCUCGGACAGCCAGCCCUACUCCUCCUGCAGUGGUUUAAGACUGACCAAGCCUUGCUCAUGCUGUUCAGCAGUGGCACCCUCCAGGUGAACUUCUACAAUGACCAUACAAAGGUGAUAAUUAGCAAGCCUGACCACUCCUGCCUCGUCACCUACAUCAACCGGGAACGCAACUCCUACACCUACAAGCUGUGCAGCAUCCAGGAGCUAGGCUGCUCUCCUGAGCUCCACCACCGCCUCAGAUACAUCCUCAAGCUUCUCCAGGAACAGGCUGAGGCCUAGUAUGGGACCUCAGGGGGUCUUCUCUGAAUGCAGAGGUCUCCCCUGCCCUCCCACAGGAUGGGAGGUAUGUUGUGGUGCUGGCUGCCCACCUGGGCACCCUUUAUCCUGGUGCUCAGCUGGACUCUGGACUAAAACAUGUGGAUGUGGUUACAGCAGCAGGUCUGGAUGUCCUUGUUGCUCCCUGGCUCUGGGCAAUUGCUGUCUUCCCACUAGCAGCUCCUGCUCUGGUGGUGCUGGUCUUGGUGGGGUGGACUGGGGGGGUCACAGGGAGGUGGUGGGUGAGUGCCCUGCAGCCAGGUUUGGGGCUGGCUGUGCCUCAUUUGUGGCCUGGUGCUCCUGGCUGGCAGCUGCCUGCAGCAAGGGCUCAGAUUGACCUGAUGAGGGUGAUGCACCGGUGGCACAGACCCUGUUUUGUGGCUUGGUGAGGACCAGCACAGCCUUGACCUCAAGGUUUGGCUGCUGUGGGGUAGAAAAAACCCCUUGCCAGGGGUUGACAGGGGUGAAGGGUGCUGCCUGCCCUGCCAGGAGCUGUGGAGGCUGGUGUGCGCCCUUCUACCAUGGCUACACUAAGGAGGGGGCUGUGCUGGGCCCAGCUGUGACCUUUCUGCUACAAAAUUGUGAAUUGUCUGGUACAACUUGAGGUUUGAUAAUGGGGAGGUGGGUGGGAAUGGGACCUGAGGGCUUGCCUGGAGAAGCCCUUGUCUCGCUGGGACCUGGGGAGGUUUCCUGUUUCUAGGCAAUCUCUGCCAUGUGGGACUAUUUAUGUAUCUUAUUUAUAUGGAAUUAUUUAUUUUCCUGUUGGUCUGUUCAUGUGCAGCUCCCCUGUCCCUGACUCACCUCAAUAAAAAAUGUUUUGUGUAAGGGCAAA